This is a messenger RNA of Linum tenue, 684 nucleotides long. NCBI's taxonomy places the organism in Eukaryota, Viridiplantae, Streptophyta, Magnoliopsida, Malpighiales, Linaceae. The record is from the annotation of a GenBank genome assembly.
AUGGCAUAUAUUCAAGUAGUCCUUCUGCUGAGCCUAUUGUUGGCUCUCACUUCCUGUUUUCUCACAUUUGCUGCCGACCCAGCAUCUCUUCAGGACUUCUGCGUGGCAGAUAGUAACAACCAAGGUUGCCUUGCUUCUUCAUUUGCAGUGAAACUGAAUGGGUUCGCUUGCAAAAACCCGGCUUGGGUUCAGGCAAACGACUUCGCCUUCAGCGGGCUCCACAAUCCUGGCAACACAGGCAACCCAUUUGGCUCUGCUAUCACCCCUGUCACAGUGGCUCAAAUUCCAGCGCUGAACACUUUGGGAAUCUCGAUGGUCCGUAUCGACUAUGCUCCAUGGGGCGUCGUUGUUCCUCAUUACCACCCUAGAGCCACUGAAAUUAUCACAGUAAUCGAGGGAUCUCUUGAAGUUGGAUUCGUCACAUCAAAUCCUGAUAAUCGCCUCAUCUCCAAAACCCUUCAGAAGGGAGAUGUAUUUGUGUUCCCGGUUGGGUUGGUUCACUACCAACGGAAUAUUGGGAACAUGAAUGCGGUGACGAUUUCUGGUUUGAAUAGCCAAAACCCAGGAGUUAUUACCAUUGGCAAUGCUGUCUUUGACUCCAAGCCUGACAUAUCCACCGACAUUCUCGCAAAGGCGUUCCAAGUUAACAAGAAUAUUGUGCAGCAAAUUAAAGGGAAGUUCUAG